GGAUAACUCGGCCGCUGCUUUCCUCUCGAACUUCAUCGGCACUGCCACUUCCUACUCUUAGGGUUCUUUUCGAAGAAGUGAAGUUUAAGGAAGGAAAACCUAACAGCCAUGAGUAAGCUUCAGAGUGAAGCUCUCCGAGAAGCCAUUACCCAGAUUACUACCGAUGCUAAGGAAAAGAAGCGGAAUUUUACUGAGACUAUUGAGCUCCAGAUUGGGCUCAAGAACUACGACCCACAAAAGGAUAAGCGUUUCAGUGGUACCGUGAAGUUGCCUCACAUUCCUCGUCCGAAAUUGAAAGUUUGCAUGCUUGGAGAUGCCCAGCAUGUGGAAGAGGCUCAAAAGAUAGGCCUUGAAUAUAUGGAUGUGGAAGGGCUCAAGAAGCUCAACAAGAACAAGAAGCUGGUGAAGAAGCUUGCUAAGAAGCACCAGGCUUUUUUGGCUUCUGAAUCUGUGAUCAAGCAGAUCCCUCGUUUGUUGGGCCCUGGUCUAAACAAGGCAGGAAAAUUCCCUACGCUUGUUACUCACCAGGAAUCCCUCGAGGCUAAGGUGAACGAGACCAAGGCAACUGUGAAGUUUCAACUGAAAAAGGUGCUGUGCAUGGGAGUUGCUGUUGGAAACUGCAGCAUGGAGGAUAAGCAGAUUUUCCAGAACGUGCAAAUGAGCGUCAAUUUCCUUGUUUCGUUACUGAAGAAGAAUUGGCAAAAUGUGAGGUGUUUGUACUUGAAGACGACAAUGGGAAAGCCAGUUCGCAUCUUUUAGGUGUUUUCUUUGUUUUUAUCAGAGUUGUUCGGUUUGAGGUCGGUACUUGGAAGCAUUUGCCUUUAAUGGGUGCUUAUCGUUUUUGACUUGUCGAAUGUUGGGUUUUUAUUACUGUAUUAGAUGCUGCUUUCGCCAUGGACGAUCAUUACUUCU
Messenger RNA from Cynara cardunculus var. scolymus (artichoke), 912 nucleotides. RefSeq names its product 60S ribosomal protein L10a-like. Gene Ontology annotation, molecular function: structural constituent of ribosome; RNA binding. The transcript has 6 exons. The coding region runs from base 109 to 759 and encodes 216 amino acids. Gene Ontology annotation, biological process: translation. Gene Ontology annotation, cellular component: large ribosomal subunit. The record is from RefSeq and is a predicted model, not a curated record. Lineage: Eukaryota; Viridiplantae; Streptophyta; Magnoliopsida; Asterales; Asteraceae.